Molecule: messenger RNA, 991 nt
Organism: Paramisgurnus dabryanus
Lineage: Eukaryota; Metazoa; Chordata; Actinopteri; Cypriniformes; Cobitidae
Source: RefSeq, a predicted model, not a curated record
AGAGAGAGAGAGAGAGAGAGAGGAAGUAAGUAAGUAAGGUUGACCUGACUGUUGGUUUACGGCACGCGAACAGUAGCGUUUAUUAUAAGUCAUACGAUAACUCUUUGCUUUGGACUGAACUGCGUAUAUUUCCAGUGAUUACACACAUUGAUAUCUGAAGUUGUGCAUCAGACUGAUCUGAGCUCGCAGUAAAUGUGUGGAUGCUUUUAAGUUGUUUGCUUGUGUUGUGAUUAAAGCAGAAUGAGUGAAGAGAAACUUGAGGUCGAGCUCUUUGUUAAGGCAGGAAGUGAUGGUCAGAGCAUUGGGAACUGUCCGUUCUCUCAGCGCCUCUUCAUGGUCCUGUGGCUUAAAGGAGUCACGUUUAAUGUCACCACCGUUGAUAUGAAGAGGAAGCCAGAUAUUCUGAAAGAUUUGGCUCCAGGCGCCCAGCCUCCAUUCCUGCUGUACGGCACUGAGGUGAAGACAGACACCAACAAGAUCGAAGAGUUCCUGGAGGAAACCCUCAGCCCUCCAAAAUAUCCACGGCUGGCAGCACGUAACCCUGAAUCAAACACGGCAGGUCUGGAUGUCUUCUCAAAGUUCUCAGCCUACAUCAAGAACUCCAACCCUCAAAUGAAUGACAAUUUGGAGAAGGGUUUGCUGAAGGCCCUGAAGAAGCUGGAUGAUUACCUGAGCUCUCCUCUCCCGGAUGAGAUCGACGAGAACAGCGCUGAUGAUGUCACUUCCUCCACUCGCCCAUUCCUGGACGGUCAGGAGCUCACGCUAGCCGACUGCAACCUGCUGCCCAAACUACACAUCGUCAAAGUGGUGUGUCAGAAGUUCAGGGGUUUCUCCAUCCCUCGCUCUCUGACGGCUCUGUGGCGAUAUCUGGAUGCAGCGUAUGCACGAGAAGAGUUCUCCUCCACCUGCCCCACUGAUGAGGAGAUACACAUAGCUUACUCAUCUGUUGUGAAGGCUCUCAAGUAGAAGAACACACACACACACAUACACA